AUGGCGUCCAGAAGAUUGUCAAAGUCAGUUUCUGCAGCCAUCAAGGCACACAAUGCCUUUUCAAGACCUUCUCUCCUCCCUCGUUGUCGCGCCAUCUCUGCCUGUGCUAACUUCAGCUCCCAUUCCUCUCCCAACUCCUUUUUCUCCCGGCCAAAUCCCUUCAUCGGAGUUUCUAGAGACGGUACAACUUCGGCCACUCGAGCUCCUACUCGUGGCCGACUGUUUCCUCUUUCUCUCCAGUUCCCUUCUCUGCGCCGCUUCUCCGAUAUAUCAGACCAGAGUGAUGGUAAGAAGGAAGCACUUGAAACGUAUGGAACUGAUAUAACAGAGAUGGCUAGAAAAGGAAAGCUCCCUCCUCUCAUUGGACGUGAGGAUGAAAUCAACCAUUGUAUCCAAAUACUAUGCAGGAUGACUAAAAGCAACCCUGUUAUCAUUGGUGAACCCGGUGUAGGCAAAACCGCUAUUGCAGAAGGAUUAGCCCAACGAAUUGUAAAAGGAGAUGUCCCUCAACUACUCUUGGAUCACAAGAUUAUAUCUCUUGACAUGGGUGCACUACUUGCUGGAACACAAUAUCGAGGAGAGUUUGAGGAAAGGUUGAAAGCAAUACUAAAGGAAAUAGCUGAUUCCAAUGGCAAGACAAUAUUGUUCAUUGAUGAAAUCCACACUCUUGUUGGUGCAGGAGCUUGUGAAGGUGAUACAAUGGAUGCGAGCAACCUCUUGAAACCAAUGCUUGGAAGAGGUGAACUGAGAUGCAUUGGCGCAACUACGCUAACCGAAUACCGCAAAUACAUGGAGAAAGAUCCUGCAUUGGUACGUAGGUUUCAGAAAGUGUUCUGUAAUCAGCCAUCUGUUGAAGAUACUAUAUCGAUUCUUCGUGGGUUAAGAAAGCGGUAUGAGUUACACCAUGGUGUUAGGAUAUCAGAUGGUUCUCUUGUUUCAGCAGCAACUUUGGCAGAUCGAUAUGUAACCGAACGGUUUCUACCAGACAAAGCUAUUGAUCUUGUGGAUGAAGCUGCCUCAAAGUUGAGGGUUUCAACCAUUGCAAAACCGACUGAACUCGAUGAAAUAAACAAAGCUGUGAUCAAAUUGGAGAUUGAGAAGUAUUCUUUGAAAAAGGAUGCUUCUAAAGAACUUCUAGAGAAGAUGGAUAAUGAUUUGACCAAGCUCAAAGAUAAACAGAAAGAACUAAGUAAGCAAAGGGAAGAAGAAAAGUCUCUCAUUACUAAACUACGUUCACUCAAAGAAGAGAUUGAUAAAUCCGCAGAACGUGAAUGUGGUUUAAACCGUACUGCUGAGGUGAAGUAUGGAACACUUAAGUCCCUCCAACGCGAGUUAGAAGAAGCUGAGAAGAAUCUCACUAACCCCGGAGACUAUGAACAGGAAGAGGUAACUGAUCUUCACAUAGCAGAGACUAUAAGCGAGUGGACAGGUAUACCACUAUCAAACCUUCAGCAGUCAGAGAAAGAAAAGCUAGUCAUGUUGGAAGAUGUUCUUCACAAGAGAGUAGUUGGACAAGACAAAGCUGUAGAAUCAGUAGCAAAUGCUAUCCGUUGCUCAAAGGCUGGUCUAUCAGAUCCUAACCGUCCUAUAGCAAGUUUUAUGUUCAUGGGUCCAACAGGUGUUGGGAAAACAGAACUCGCCAACGCGCUUGCUGGAUACCUUUUCAACACAGAGAACGCGAUAGUGAGGAUAGAUAUGAGUGAGUACAUGGAGAAAAACUCGGUCUCACGGCUCAUUGGUGCACCUCCUGGUUGUGCUGGUUUUGAAGAAGGUGGACAGUUAACUGAAGCUAUUAGGAGGAGACCUUACUCGGUGGUUCUGUUUGAUGAGAUUGAGAAAGCUCACCCUGAUGUCUUCAAUAUCUUUCUACAGAUACUUGAUGAUGGAAGAGUAACUGAUUCUCAAGGAAGGACAGUAAAUUUCAGAAACUGUUUUGUAAUAAUGACAUCUAACAUCGGAUCACACUCCAUACUCGAGACUUUCCGCAACAAUAAAGAUAGCAAAGAAGCAGUGUAUGAGAUGAUGAAGCAACAAGCUGUGGAGUUAGCAAGACAAACUUUUAAGCCAGAGUUCAUCAACAGGAUUGACGAAUACAUUGUUUUCCAACCCUUGGAUUUAGACGAACUAUCCAAAAUCGUCGAGUUUCAGAUGAGAAGAGUGAAGAAUCUGUUGGAGCAAAAGAAAAUAAAUCUUGAGUACACAAAAGAAGCGGUGGAUCUACUUGCUCAGCUUGGGUUUGAUCCAAACAAUGGGGCAAGGCCUGUGAAGAGAGUGAUUCAGGAGAUAGUGAAGAAAGAGAUCUCCUCAAAACUUUUGGCAGGAGAGUUUACAGAGGAUGACACUAUUCUUCUCGAUGUUGAUCAGCAACAAAACAAAUUGGUCAUCAAGAAGCUUGAGAUUAAUGACCAUAUUGAAGAACUGGCUGCAUGA
Molecule: messenger RNA, 2430 nt
Organism: Capsella rubella
Lineage: Eukaryota; Viridiplantae; Streptophyta; Magnoliopsida; Brassicales; Brassicaceae
Product: chaperone protein ClpB4, mitochondrial
Exons: 8
Coding region: 1-2430 (809 amino acids)
Biological process (GO): cellular response to heat
Cellular component (GO): cytoplasm
Molecular function (GO): ATP hydrolysis activity; ATP binding
Source: RefSeq, a predicted model, not a curated record